This is a messenger RNA of Fimicolochytrium jonesii, 1344 nucleotides long. Its product is annotated as Septin-domain-containing protein. Bases 1 to 1344 code for a protein of 447 amino acids. Gene Ontology annotation, biological process: cytoskeleton-dependent cytokinesis. The record is from RefSeq and is a predicted model, not a curated record. Gene Ontology annotation, molecular function: GTP binding; GTPase activity; protein binding. Gene Ontology annotation, cellular component: cell division site; septin complex; septin ring. NCBI's taxonomy places the organism in Eukaryota, Fungi, Chytridiomycota, Chytridiomycetes, Spizellomycetales, Powellomycetaceae. The transcript is spliced from 3 exons.
AUGGCGGCCCCAGUACCACCGCCAAAGAUCGUCGUCGGCCAGCGCUACAAGGCGACCGCCGCAUACGCUCCCGUCCACAGCGACGAGGUGCGGCUGGCGCUCGGGCACGUCAUCACCGUUCUGCAUUCUUAUGACGAUGGGUGGGUGCUUGGGAAGAACGAGACGACUAUGGGGACAGGUUUACUACCAGGCAACUUCCUAGCGUCACUCGAUGCACCGGACGUCCUCAAGGCAGAGCAGAAAGUAGCGGACAAACGGAAGUCUUCCAUGCAACCCUUCACCAACACAAGCGGCAAUGGCGCCGCGAGUAGGCAAGGGUCCGUCAAGAGGGAAAGAAACGCGCUGAAUGGAAGCCCACCUCUAUCGCCACCGAUAGAUACACAAGAGCCGGAGGUCACAUCCAGGUUUACUGCUCCGGAUUUUCCCAGCGGACGGCCAGCAGGUCCCGUUGAGCCACCAUCGACUGCCACCCUCAAUGGGACUGAUAAGGAGGAGGCUAGCAGGAAGUUGAAAGAGGUGCUGAACAAGAAGAAUCCGCGAUUCAAAGUGCCAGCAAACAUUGGCAGCUUGAGAAUCAUGAUUGUUGGAGAUUCCGGAAUUGGAAAGACAGCAUUGAUCCAAGCUUUCUUCAAAACUUCCGAAAUUGUCGAAACCGCGUCUCCCAAAGACGUAGAAUCCUUCCCAGGCCUGUCCAUCGUCCAAAGCAUGGCAUCGACGAUCCCGGCAAACCAGCUCCACAUCGGGGAGGACCAUCUCAACAUCACCUUCUUCGAACCUCCUGGAUUCGGUGCCCAUACCGACGCGAUGAGGGUCAUCCGUCCCACCGCAGAGUUCAACACGCUCCAGUUCCAAAAGACGGAUCGCGUAUUUGUCAGGGACAAAGCCAUUCCCACCGACACGAUACUCCGUUUCCUCAACUCCGGGAAUGGCGCACACACCCACAUCGACGUUUGCAUCUACGCUGUCCUACACAGGCUGAAGGCUGUCGAUUUGGAGUACAUGAGGCAGUUGGCCCCAGGCGUAGUACUGGUGCCCGUCAUCCUGAAAUCCGAUACCAUGAAACCGGAGGAAGUUAUGGCCCUCAAAGUGUCUAUACUAGAAGAGACUCGGCGGGCCGGGAUCGAUCUGUAUGGAUUCGGCCUGCAGCACCAGGAUCUGCUGCAGAUUGCUACGGCGGGCGUGCAGGGAGCGAUUCCGUUCGCAGUGAGCGUAGUGGACGAUAAACCGAAAGACAGUGUGAACGAGUUUGAACAGUUGAAGGAGCACGUCUUUUAUCGGGCGCAAGAGCUGCGUCAGCAGACGGCAGAGAACUUUGUUAACUGGCGUGCAACGAACAUUCAGUAG